AUGGCGCUGCCCUGGGCCCUCGCAGUCUUGAGCCUCCUGCCACUGCUAGAGGCUCAGAGCCCGGCAUGUGCCAACCUCACGGCCAAGCCCAUCACCAACGCCACCCUGGACUGGCUCUCUGGCAGGUGGUUUUACAUCGGCUCAGUUUUUCUGGACCCCGAGUUCAAGCAGAUGGUUCAGAAGAUCCAGGCCUCCGACUUCUACUUCACCCCUAACCUGACCCAGGACACGAUUCUGUUCCAGCAGUACCUGAGCAUCGAUGACCACUGCGAAUACAACUCCAGUGUCCUGUGGGUCCAUCGAGAGAAUGCCACCCUCUCCAGAUAUGACAGCGGCAAAAAGUUCACGGCCCAGCUUCUCCUCCAGGACUUCAACGGCACCUACUUACUGGCCUUCUCGAUGGACGACGAGAGCAAGCGGGGCCUGUCCUUCUACGCCAACAAGCCCGAGGCCACCCCUGAGCAGCUGGAAGGGUUCCGUGAGGCGCUGGAGUGCAAGGGCAUGGACAAGUCGGAGAUCAUGUACACCGACUGGAAGAAGGACCAGUGUGAGCCGCUGCGGAGGCAGCACCAGCUGGAGAGGAAGAAGGAGCCAGAGAGCAGCCCCGGGCCGCCUGCUGGGGGUCACAGCUCAGAGCCCCCCGCACCAUGACCACCUCACACCGGCCUCCUCGGUCACGGUCCUCUGCCUCAGUAAAGUUUCUGCUUGGGACAGUUUGCUGGUCACCUGCGUGUUCGUUCAUGCCCACUCAUUUCUUGAUGGGAAAGUCUGCCCGGGUGGGGCCUGGCUGAGGCCCAACCUGGCGCGAGGAGCCGGGUGGACGUCACUGGGCCCGGUGCUCUAGUAGCCCGGCUCAAGGAGGGCUCCUCUGCAGGGGGACGGGCUUCCUAGGAGGG
This is a messenger RNA of Marmota flaviventris (yellow-bellied marmot), 896 nucleotides long. RefSeq names its product alpha-1-acid glycoprotein-like. Gene Ontology annotation, biological process: regulation of immune system process. The record is from RefSeq and is a predicted model, not a curated record. NCBI's taxonomy places the organism in Eukaryota, Metazoa, Chordata, Mammalia, Rodentia, Sciuridae.